AUGGUCUAUUAUGGAUUAGCAACAAUAGCUUUAUGGUUAACCAUAUCUUCUUUUACUCAAGCUCAAACAUAUAUGGGCAGAAGAGACCUUGACAGGGAUUAUUAUACACUUCAUAUUGAUAAUAAGGAAUCAGCAAAGCAUAUUGCUCAACAAUUAGGUGUAAGAUACGAAGGCAAUGUAGGCGAAUUAGAUGCAUGGCAUAUGUUUAGUACUCUCAAGACAAAAAGAGAUGCAGAAGAUACAGUCUUGGUUGAAUUUGAACGACAAAAGACAGCACUUGAUAAACGAGAUGACAUGCACUGGAAACAUGCUCAUUCGCUCACAAAACAAGUCCUCAAGAAGCGUGAAAAGCGUGGUCCUAUACCUGUAGAUCAAGUGUUUGCAGAUGCACAAGCAUCGUUAAAGAUUAAGGAUCCUUGGUUUACAAAGCAAUGGCACUUGAUCAAUCAGAUCAAUCCAGGUAACGACAUUAAUGUCACGGGAGUCUGGAAACAAGGUAUUGCUGGCAAAGGCAUUAAUGUAGUCAUUCUUGAUGAUGGUCUAGACUACGAAAGUAAAGAUUUAGCAGACAAUUUUUUUGCUGAAGGUUCUUAUGAUUUUAAUGAUCAUGAACCUUUACCUAAGCCUAAAUUAUGGGAUGAUAGCCAUGGUACACGUUGUGCAGGUCAAAUUGCUGCUGUCAAGAACGAUGUGUGUGGUGUAGGCAUUGCUUAUGAGGCCAAAGUAGCCGGUGUUCGUAUCUUAUCGGGUGAUUUGACCGAUGCAGAUGAAGCGAUUGCCCUUAACUAUGAGUAUCAAAAGAACCAUAUCUUUUCUUGUUCUUGGGGUCCUCCUGAUAAUGGACAGAGUAUGGAAGCACCCAACGGUAUUUUGGCAGAUGCUUUUGUGAAUGGUAUCAAGAAAGGAAGAGGCGGAAAAGGGUCUAUCUAUGUGUUUGCUACAGGCAAUGGUGCUACUUCAGGAGAUAACUGUAAUUUUGAUGGAUAUACAAACAGUAUUUACACCAUCACUGUGGGUGCGAUUGAUUUUAGGAAUCAGCAUCCACCUUAUUCAGAGAGUUGUUCAGCUCAACUUAUUGUGACUUAUUCAAGUGGUGGAGGACAAUACAUUCAUACUACAGAUGUAGGCAAGAAUGAUUGUUCUGACCGCCAUGGAGGUACAUCUGCUGCUGCACCUAAUGCAGCUGGUAUUUUUGCUCUUGUGCUAUCUGUACGACCCGAAUUGAGUUGGCGAGAUUUACAGCAUCUUUGUGUACAAACAGCCGUGCCUAUCAAUCUCGAAGAUGACGAUUGGCAAAAACUACCUUCUGGUAGACUCUAUAAUCACAAGUUUGGUUAUGGUAAAUUGGAUGCUUAUGCUUUAGUUGAAGCUGCCAAGACAUUUAAACUUGUGAAUCAACAGACAUGGCUCGAACUGCCUAGUCCAGUUAAGAAACGAGCCAUUCCAGACUCCACGAAUCUCAAGGCACGAAAGGCCCUCAAAAAUACUGUGAUGGUGACUGAAGACAUGAUAAAGGCGGCUGGUCUGCUUCGGUUGGAACACAUCACAGCUACAGUAAACAUCCAGCAUCAAAGACGUGGCAGUAUUGUGAUCGAUUUAGAGAGUCCUAGCCAAAUCAAGUCCGAGUUGGCUACAAGACGCGUGUUGGAUGCAGACCGAAAUGGUAUUCAUAACUGGAAGUUCAUGACUGUAAAGCAUUGGGAAGAAGACCCUGUUGGUAACUGGACAUUGAAUGUAUAUGAUGUGGAUAAUCCAGAAACAAAAGGAUUUAUGUUUAACUGGACAUUGACCUUGUUUGGUGAAAUGGACCCCAAUUUCGAAGGCACUCCUAUUCAUACGACAGUGGGCUUCCAUGAAGAUAAAGAGCAUGAAACUCUGAUCAGUACAACCAAGACAGCUACACAUACUACCACUGUGGAUCAUACUCCACCCAGACCUACUCGUAUUAAGCCUGAAUCCAAGACAAGUAACAUUGAAUCACCCACUCCCACUGAGCCUGUAGUAACUGAAGAUGACAAUGUCACUCUGAAUGAAAAAGACGAUGGUUAUUUGACCAUUGUGUAUGGUGUAUUUGGAUCAGUUGCUAUUUUUGGUGUGGCUACAGGUCUUUUCUUUUACCAAAGACAUGGCUGGCAGCCCACUGUAUCUGUAGGUGACAGACAAGUGGGCUCUGGUGGCUAUGAAUUUGAUGUAUUGCAGCCUUUGACUGAAUUGGAUGAAGACGAAUUAUCAGAAUCGGAAUCUGAUGAAGAUGAUAGACUGGUUAGAGAUGGUUCACGCCACUAA
This is a messenger RNA of Gilbertella persicaria, 2286 nucleotides long. RefSeq names its product peptidase S8/S53 domain-containing protein. The transcript has 5 exons. Gene Ontology annotation, biological process: protein processing. The coding region runs from base 1 to 2286 and encodes 761 amino acids. Gene Ontology annotation, cellular component: Golgi membrane; trans-Golgi network. The record is from RefSeq and is a predicted model, not a curated record. Gene Ontology annotation, molecular function: serine-type endopeptidase activity. Lineage: Eukaryota; Fungi; Mucoromycota; Mucoromycetes; Mucorales; Choanephoraceae.